Molecule: messenger RNA, 8306 nt
Organism: Dunckerocampus dactyliophorus (ringed pipefish)
Lineage: Eukaryota; Metazoa; Chordata; Actinopteri; Syngnathiformes; Syngnathidae
Product: SRC kinase signaling inhibitor 1-like
Exons: 19
Coding region: 170-3712 (1180 amino acids)
Biological process (GO): regulation of dendritic spine morphogenesis
Cellular component (GO): actin cytoskeleton; cytoplasm; postsynaptic density
Source: RefSeq, a predicted model, not a curated record
UCACUUUUGUCUGUGUGAUGUCCUAGACUUGUCUUCUGGACAUUUUGUGGUUCUGGCCUGGUCUACUGAGCGGCGUCAUGGAUGUGUGGGUGAGGAGAAGGUUCACACAGGCUUCUGAAUCCCAACUUUGCGACUAGAACCCUCUCAGAACCGCGGAGGAGGUAUUUCAAUGAGCAGCUACAACUCAACUGGGCUAGAUCCGUUUGAAGACACACCAUGGAAGGUCACGUUCACAGCACAUGGAAGGUCACGUUCACAGCAGAGCAGUCGAGAGAAGAGAAAGGCUCCGAUGAUCUCUGCCAGUGAUGCCGAAUUCCCGCGGGACUACCACACGCUGGCCGGCGGCAUCAGGGCCCGGCGGAUCAACGAUACCUCCAACGGGGGCUUCACAUCGUCUUCGCUGGACCGCCGCCACAACACGGUGGCGGCCAAAAGCCUUGAGGCCCUGAACAGCAUCCACAAGGCCGACAUCGAGCGCCAGCGUGACGCCCUGAUGGACCUCCAGAAGAACAAGUUGACCAGCAGCCCCGGCAGCUUGUCACUAGGGGGUGCCACAAGAGGACGCCAGCAGCAAAGUAACUACUGGAGCUUCAAGAGUCGCACGCCACGCGUGACCCGACUUAGCCCGACACAGCCGGUUCUGGUGGAUCAGGCCGGGAGGGUUUCCUUCGCAUCAGCAGAACAUCUGGAGGCCAUGUCCGAGUCCGACGUUCCUGUGGGUUUUAACCGGAUGAACCGGCUCCGUCAGAGCCUGCCGCUGGCCCGCUCGUCCAGCCAGGCCAAGCUGCGGGCGCCAGGGAUCCUGUUCCUGCAACUGGGGGAGGAGACGCGCAGGGUGCACCUGACUCAUGAGCUGAGCAGCCUGGACACUCUGAGGGCGCUCAUCGUGCACGUGUUCCCUCAGAGGCUCACCAUGGCCGCGCUCAGGUCACCCACCACUGCUCUGCUGAUCAAAGACGAGACUCGGAACGUCUUCUACGAGCUGGAGGACCCGCGAGACGUUCAGGACCGGUGCGUCAUCAAAAUUUACUGCAAAGAACCCGUUUACGGAACCUUCCCUGGGCACCAGAACCCCCACCUGGCCAACGGAGACCUGCGGAGGGAGAUGGCAUACGCCCCCCAGGACUCUCCCCCCUCUCGCCGCCUCGGCAGUGCUCCCAUGUCCUCCCAGCAUUCCUCCGCCUCAUCCUCACCUCCUCAUGGCUCCCCGUCGCGUGCACGCCUCCUCUACAGUGGCGGGCGGCCCUCCUCGUACGCCGGGCCUCCCCACCAACCUCACUCCUCCCCCCACCACAGCCAGCCGGCCUUCUGCCCAACCUCCAGCGCCAUCUUGGAGCGCCGUGAUGUCAAGCCGGAUGACGAGGUGGGUGGGUCCAGAAGCGUGGUGCUGCUGCGUGCUGAUGAACGCGGGGGAGGGGGCAUCUACGCCGACCCCUACUCUCUGGCCGUGGAGACCAAUCGCAUGAGUCUUGCCAGUGCGCCGCACUCGCCUCUUGCUGUCAGGAGCGACCCGUACGGCUCCCUGUACCGACGAGGAGGGGGUGGGUCCGUGCGUUCGUUGACGUCCUACUCGGCCGCCGCGUUGCAAGGAGAGCUGAUGGAGAGCGCCGCUCUCUACAGACCGGGCGGCCCGCUUUACAAUGACGCCUAUGCGGCGUCCGUGUUGGCCGUGGGCCUGCGCGUGCCCCCCCCCUCCUCCCCUCAGAAGAUUCCCGACAUGCGAGACUCCUACGCCAGCACCCUCCCCACUCGCGGCUCGCCUGGCAGACCCGGUCUACGCCGGGACUCGGUGACGUCCUCGCUGUGCGGGGACAGUCCCAAAAGCAGAGGUCAAGGGUCGGGGCUGGGUCUGACCUCUGAGCAGCUCUGCCUGAUGGCGGCGGGAGACGGGGGCGGGGCCAGAGGCUUCGCGUCGCCUCUCCUCGGCAACGAGACGGAAACCAGGGAGCGCAUGGAGGUCAUGGAGAAGCAGAUCGCCAGCCUGACCGGCCUGCUGCAGCGCGUACUCAGCAGGGCGCCGGACGCCGAGAGCCCGGACAAAAUGGAGUCAGCCAGCGACGGCUCAGGAACCGACCCUGGACCUGCUAAAAUAAAGAAAGCCGUAACGCCGUCAGCGCCAUUGGCCUUGAUGCCACCGCCCUCGCCUUUGGGUGCCCACCAGCCGGUGGCGGUGUCCCGUGUACAGAUGCAGCACCACCUGCAGGGCCUGCAGCAGAGCACCAACGCUCUGCGCACGCAGCUCUCACAGCUGCGCAGCAUGCAGCUGGAGAACCGGGACUCUGUGGUGGCUCUGCUGAGGCAAACCGAGGUGGAGCUAAGCGUCAUGAUGCUGGAGGCCUCACCCCCACAAGAAGACCCCCUGCAGAGACAGCGCCUCCUGGUGGAGGAGGAGCGUCUCAAGUACCUGAACCAGGAGGAGAUGCUGAUCCAGAAGCUGCACGACCUUGAGAAGUGGGUGGAGGAUCUGCAGAGGAGGCGUGGCCUGGUGAGCGAGCGCGACGUGGAGCAGAGGAGUCAGGAGCUGAGCGUCCUGGGUGAGACGCUCAGCCAGCUCAAGAACCAGUUCCCGGGCCUGCAGAGUCGGAUGCGGGUGGUCCUGCGCGUGGAGGUGGAGGCGGUCAAGUUCCUGAAAGAGGAACCUCAUCGUCUGGAAGCGUUGCUCAAACGCUGCAACAGCGUCAGCGACACGCUCAGCGCGCUGCGCAGACAAGUCAGCGAGGGCGCCCGGAAGGACCCGGAAGACACGUCCGGCCCGUCGCAGAAGAGGUCGGAGGACGUCGACAUCAUUGACAGUGACAUCAUUGACAGUCCGCCGCUUAGCCUUGCUGACCUUGGCGCAGAUGCAGGCCUGGCCGAUUGGAUGCCCGGCCCCGGUCCCGCCCCCGAGCUGGACAAUGCGCUCCCGGUGACUUUCAGAGGUCGAGCCACGGAUGAGUUGCAGAGUCGGCGCCCGGCUGAUAAAUGUGUGUCGGCCGAGGUCAGGCUGGCGGCGGAGCGUGACUGGGAGGAGAAGCGUGCUAGUUUGACUCAGUUCAGCGCUCAGGACAUCAACCGCCUGCUGGAGGAGACGCAGGCCGAGCUGAUGAAGGCCAUUCCCGACCUGGACUUUGCCACCAGGACCAUCAACAAGCCGGCCGUGCCGCCCAAGCCACAGCUCACCGUGCCUAUCGCUGCCGCUGGCGAGCAGACACCUGGCAAAGUGCAGCUGGCGGCCCAGAAGCUCAACAGCCUGGAGGGGGCGGGCUCUCAUCGAGGCUCUGUGGACCUCGGCGUGGUCAGGUGCCGCAGUGAGAAGCCUUCCAAGUCUCCGCCACCUCCGCCGCCUCGUCGAAGUUUCCCGUCGGCCCUAGGACUGACAGCGGUCCGCGUGGGCGACACCUUGGUGACCAGCAAGAGUCGUAAGAUGGACGAGGACGGCGAGCUGCCAAAAGCUCUCGUCAAGCUGAGGCGGACCCCCUCUGACAACCCCCGACCGGCCUCCACGCCGCCCGUCAUGUCGCCAUCAGGACGUCAGAAUGAGGACGACGAAGAGAAGAUUGUCGCUGAGCAGGAGAGUGGCAGCAGCAGCACCUCGGGGCCGCUCAAAGGUCCAACGGUUGCAGCUCGCCUUAAACACCUGGAGCAAGGUAACCAGGAGAGGAACGUGGGCCGCAGGUCCAAAGAGGAAGUCAAAGUAGUCCAGGGAGGGCAGCAGCAGGUAUUCCACUUCUAGAAGCUCCGCCCACAAAGUGUAGCAGCACAUGAAAGCAGGUGGGGGCGCUGUCUCUGCUUCUCGAUGUUUGAAUUUGUGGAGCUAACGUAGCUUCUUUUUGUUGUGCGGAAAUUAGCUUCAUGCUAACGUUGGUUCGUCAUCGUGCAAUAACCUUCAGAAACAUCACAUGACUCUUCAUGCUAAUGAUUGUUGUUGUCUGUUAGCGCUCAUGCUAGCAGGAAUUAACUUCAUCUUCAAAGUAGAGGACCCCCAUCCCCUAGUUUAAGUCUCUGUUUGGUGUAGCAUGUUGUUGCCGCCCCCUUGUGGCAAUCAUGACAUGUUCAAGCUUGAAGGCUAAGCUCCACUCGUCUUAUCUGUGCCUGCACACGUUCCAAGCGGACCUGACCUGCUGAGCCGAGCCUCCACUGUGGAAUGACUGAUAAGCACAAAGAAACAAAUUCAUUGUACACGUAAACAUCUUUGGAGACUGACUCUGGAUCAGCUUGGCUCUCGGGCACCGACAUGGCCGCCCUCCACUUGGCACGCUCAUGUGCGUGGCGGGAACGUUUACAUUCACGGACGGAAUAGCAAAACAUUUGCAUGAGAAUUCCUUUGUGGCUUCAUGGAAAAUCAUUUGUAGUAACAUCAUCAUCAGGUCAUGUGACAUCAUAGGGGAUGUCAUAGAUGACAUCAUAGAUGACAUAGUUGACACCAUAGGUGAUCAUUGUCACCUCGUCACCAUAGGCGACAUCAUAGGUGACAUCAUAGUCACCUUAGCUGACAUCAUAGGUGACAUCAUAGCCACCUAGUCACCAUAGGUGACAUCGUAGGUGACAUCAUGGGUGAUAUCAUAGUCACCUUAGCUGACAUCAUGGGUAACAUCAUAGUCACCAUAGGUGACAUCAUAGGUGACAUCAUGGGUGACAUCUUAGUCACCUGGUCACCAUAGGUGACAUCAUAGGUGACCUCAUAGGUGACACUAGGUGGCGUCAUAGGUGACAUAAUAGUCACCUAGUCACCAUAGGUGACAUCAUAGGUGACACUGUAGGUGGCGUCAUAGGUGACAUCAUAGUCAUCUUGUCACCAUAGUCGACAUCCUAGGUGACACUGUAGGUGGCGUCAUAGGUGACAUCAUAGUCACCUAGUCACCAUAGCUGACAUCAUAGAUGACACUGUAGGUGGCGUCAUAGGUGACAUCAUAGUCACCUAGUCACCAUAGCUGACAUCAUAGAUGACACUGUAGGUGGCAUCAUAGGUGACAUCAUAGUCACCUUGUCACCAUAGUCGACAUCAUAGGUGACCUCAUAGGUGACACUGUAGGUGGCGUCAUAGGUGACAUCAUAGUCACCUAGUCACCAUAGCUGACAUCAUAGAUGACACUAUAGUGUGGCAUCAUAGGUGACAUCAUAGUCACCUUGUCACCAUAGUCGACAUCAUAGGUGACCUCAUAGGUGACACUGUAGGUGGCGUCAUAGGUGACAUCAUAGUCACCUAGUCACCAUAGCUGACAUCAUAGGUGACACUGUAGGUGGCGUCAUAGGUGACAUCAUAGUCACCUUGUCACCAUAGUCGACAUCAUAGGUGACCUCAUAGGUGACACUGUAGGUGGCGUCAUAGGUGACAUCAUAGUCACCUAGUCACCAUAGCUGACAUCAUAGGUGACACUGUAGGUGGCGUCAUAGGUGACAUCAUAGUCACCUAGUCACCAUAGCUGACAUCAUAGGUGACACUGUAGGUGGCGUCAUAGGUGACAUCAUAGUCUCUUGUCACCAUAGCUGACAUCAUAGGUGACACUGUAGGUGGCGUCAUAGGUGAGAUCAUAGUCACCUAGUCACCAUAGCUGACAUCAUAGGUGACACUGUAGGUGGCGUCAUAGGUGAGAUCAUAGUCACCUCGUCACCAUAGCUGACAUCAUAGGUGACACUGUAGGUGGCGUCAUAGGUGACAUCAUAGUUACCUUGUCAUCAUAGCUGACAUCAUAGGUGACACUGUAGGUGGCGUCAUAGGUGACACUGUAGGUGGCGUCAUAGGUGACAUCAUAGUCACCUAGUCAACAUAGCUGACAACAUAGGUGACACUAUAGGUGGCGUCAUAGGUGACACUAUAGGUGGCGUCAUAGGUGACAUUAUAGUCACCUAGUCACCAUAGCUGACAUCAUAGGUGACACUAUAGGUGGCGUCAUAGGUGACACUGUAGGUGGCGUCAUAGGUGACACUGUAGGUGGCGUCAUAGGUGACAUCAUAGUCACCUAGUCAACAUAGCUGACAACAUAGGUGACACUAUAGGUGGCGUCAUAGGUGACACUGUAGUUGGCGUCAUAGGUGACAUCAUAGUCACCUAGUCAACAUAGCUGACAUCAUAGGUGACACUAUAGGUGGCGUCAUAGGUGACAUUAUAGUCACCUAGUCACCAUAGCUGACAUCAUAGGUGACACUAUAGGUGGCGUCAUAGGUGACAUCAUAGUCACCUUGUUACCAUAGUCGACAUCAUAGGUGACACCGUAGGUGGUGUCAUAGGUGACAUCAUUGACACCUAGUCACCUAGUGACCUCAUAGGCUACACAAUAUAUGAUAUAGGGGACACCAUAGGUGGCGUCAUAGGUGACAUCAUAGGUGACAUCAUUGUCACCAUAGUUGACACCAUAGAUGAUGACACAGAUGACAUUAUAGGUGACACCAUAGAUAUCAAUUAUACACUAUAGACGACAUCCUAGCAGACAUCGUAGGUGAUGCCAUCAUAGGUGACGCUAUACAGUAGAUGACACAAUAGCCGACACCAAAGGUGGGCUUGUAGGUGACAUCAUAUAUGACACCACACGUGACAUCACAGGUAACAUCAUAGAUGAUAUCAUAGGUAAACAUCAUAGACGACCCCAUAGAUGACACUAUAGGUGGCAUCAUAGGUGACACGGAUGACGCCGUAGGUGACAUCAUAGGUGUCACCAUAGGUGGCGUCAUAGGUGACACGGAUGACGCCGUAGGUGACAUCAUAGGUGUCACCAUAGGUGGCGUCAUAGGUGACACGGAUGACGCCGUAGGUGACAUCAUAGGUGUCACCAUAGGUGGCGUCAUAGGUGACACGGAUGACGCUGUAGGUGACAUCAUAGGUGUCACCAUAGGUGGCGUCAUAGGUGACAUGGAUGACGCUGUAGGUGACAUCAUAGGUGACACCAUAGGUGGCGUCAUAGGUGACAUCAUACGUGACACCAUAGGUGGCAUCAUAGGUGACACGGAUGACGCCGUAGGUGACAUCAUAGGUGGCAUCAUAGUUGACACGAAUGACGCUGUAGGUGACAUCAUAGGUGGCAUCAUAGGUGACACGGAUGACGCUGUAGGUGACAUCAUAGGUGGCGUCAUAGGUGACACGGAUGACGCCGUAGGUGACAUCAUAGGUGACACCAUAGGUGGCAUCAUAGGUGACACAGAUGAUGCCGUAGGUGACAUCAUAGGUGACACCAUAGGUGGCAUCAUAGGUGACACAGAUGACGCUGUAGGUGACGUCAUAGCUUAUACCAACGUCAUUGAUGACACGGUUGACGCUGUAGGUGACAUCAUAGGUGACACCAACAUCAUAGGUGACACGGAUGACGCUGUAGGUGACAUCUUAGGUGACACCAUAGGUGGCAUCAUAGGUGACAUGGAUGACGCCGUAGGUGACAACAUAGGUGACACCAUAGGUGGCAUCAUAGGUGACACGGAUGAUGCCGUAGGUGACAUCAUAGGUGUCACUAUAGGUGACAUCAUAGGUGACACGGAUGAUGCCGUAGGUGACAUCAUAGGUGACACCAUAGGUGGCAUCAUAGGUGACACGGAUGACGCCGUAGGUGACGUCAUAGGUGACACCAGCGUCAUAGGUGACACGGAUGACGACGUAUGUGACGUCAUAGGUUAUACCAACGUCAUCGAUGACACGGUUGACGCCGUAGGUGACGUCAUAUGUGACACCAACAUCAUAGGUGACACGGAUGACGCCGUAGGUGACAUCAUAGGUGACAUCAAAACGUGGGAAGACAUGGGUGAUGUCAACUGAUAAAAAUAGAAUAUGUAGAUGAAAAGAUGUACAAAGACAAAUGUCAUCUAUGUUUUAUACAAUUGUUUUCUAUUUUUAUACACAUGUAACCCGUGUAAAUUAUUAUUUUUCUGAUUUAGAGAUGUUUUAUUUUUUCUGGCCACCAUCUAUCAAUCACCUGGAUGUGAACCAAUCACUGAUCAUCUUCUAGCGUCCAUGGAGUUGAUGUCAACUUGUUGUCAAAGAAAACUAAGUUAUAUAAUAAUAUAUUUCAUAAGCUAUAACAGUGGCAUGCAAACUGUGUACAUGUGCACGCUGACUCUACUCAAUAAUAAUAAUAACAAUAAUAGGAAUAAUAAUCUUGUCAAUCAUUAUGAAGAAUUGCGUGUAUGAUAGAUGACAUGUACUUUUCUAUGACGUGUCAAAGUGUCAAUCAAACUUCUUUGUGUUUGUGUGAUGGAUGAUCGCCGUGUGGGUUGGAGCUGACUGCUCUGCAAGAACCGCGUGUUACUUUUUGUACUUCUUGUGUUUUUGUACUUUUUCUUGUGUUUGCUGACAAUUAAAGUCACACCGCACCUCUCCACAGAGGUCGCAACCUCGUCUGAAA